Messenger RNA from Gossypium raimondii (Peruvian cotton), 1047 nucleotides. RefSeq names its product ras-related protein RABD2a. Lineage: Eukaryota; Viridiplantae; Streptophyta; Magnoliopsida; Malvales; Malvaceae. The record is from RefSeq and is a predicted model, not a curated record. The transcript has 8 exons. Gene Ontology annotation, molecular function: GTP binding; GTPase activity. The coding region runs from base 214 to 825 and encodes 203 amino acids.
AAGCGUCUCUCUGAUCCAUUCCUUUCAUAGUCAUACUCUCUUUUGUCCCGUCUUUUCAGUCUCUGCCUUUUCAUUUCCUUUCUCUCCAUCUUACCUCCGUUGAUUGCUUUUUGCCAAUCGGCGUGAGAUCUUGCUGAUCUGUCGCCGGAACUUUCAUUUAGAUUCCGGCGAUCGCAUCGAUCCUUUUUUUUUUCUUUUAAUCUUUAUGCUACAAUGAAUCCCGAAUAUGACUACCUGUUCAAGCUUCUGCUUAUUGGAGAUUCUGGUGUUGGAAAAUCUUGUCUUCUUUUGAGAUUUGCUGAUGAUUCAUAUGUAGAAAGCUACAUAAGCACCAUUGGGGUUGAUUUUAAAAUACGUACUGUGGAGCAGGAUGGGAAAUCCAUUAAACUUCAAAUUUGGGAUACUGCUGGACAAGAACGGUUUAGGACAAUCACUAGUAGCUACUACCGUGGUGCCCAUGGCAUAAUAAUCGUUUAUGAUGUGACAGACCAAGAAAGCUUCAACAAUGUCAAGCAGUGGCUGAGUGAAAUUGAUCGCUAUGCUAGUGAUAAUGUUAACAAACUACUGGUUGGAAACAAGUGUGAUCUUACAGCUAAUAAAGUUGUGUCAUACGAAACAGCCAAGGCAUUUGCAGAUGAAAUUGGCAUACCUUUUUUGGAAACCAGUGCAAAAGAUGCCACAAAUGUUGAACAAGCUUUCAUGGCCAUGGCUGCCUCUGUCAAGGAUAGAAUGGCAAGCCAACCAACGGCAAACAAUGCAAAGCCUCCAACAGUACAGAUCCGAGGUCAGCCUGUUGCACAGCAGAGUGGCUGCUGCUCUUCCUAAUGUAAAGGUUAAUGAUGUAUUAGGAAGCUAUCUUUCUUAUGCAGUAUGCUGCCUUUCGUGGCAUGUAAGAUUACGUGUUUCUUAACUCCAUAGGUUUAAUGAACUUAUUAUUUCUUCGGACCGACCUCAUUAGAGGAUCUAAUUCAUUUCUGCAUACUUGUUAAUGUGAAGGGCUUGUGCACUGUAUGAUUGUUGGUUAAAUAAUAGGUGUUCUUUCUCAAA